AUGCCAGACGACGACGUUACGCCGCAUAUUCAAUCGACCUCGAUGGAACAGUUCUACGCAGGAAAGGGUCUCUUCGUGACAGGUGGCACGGGCUUCAUCGGCAAGACUUUGAUCGAGAAACUACUUCGGUCGACACCAGACAUCGACAAGAUCUAUGUGAUGGUGCGUCCGAAGAAAGGCCGGUCCGCGCACGACCGCCUCGAGUCCGACAUCAUCUCCAGUCCGAUCUUCAACCGACUGCGCGCAGAACGCCCUGCCGACUUUGACUCGUUCAUUCGGUCCAAGCUCGUGGCCAUCGGCGGCGAUAUCAACUCGGCGAGUCUGGGGAUGUCUGCCCAGGACGCCCAGCUUCUCAUUGACCGCGUCAACGUCGUCGUCCACUCUGCGGCUAGUGUCAGCUUCAACGAACCCCUCGACGUCGCUGUGGAAAUGAACACAUUGGGGGCGAUGUACAUGCUCAGUUUUUCCAAGCAAAUCAAGCGACUGGUGGCAUACGUACACGUGUCCACGGCGUACGUGAAUAGCAACCGCCGCAACUGCACGCUCCUGGAAAAGAUCUACCCAUUGGAUUUCGACGUCGAAGCCGCCAUCGAUGCCGUCACCAAGGCGUCGUCCACGGAAGACAUUGAGAAGCUGCAUCUCAACCUCAUCGGCACGUACCCCAAUACGUACACGCUGACCAAGUCCAUGGCCGAGCACAUGCUCGCCAAGCAUCGCGCACAUGUGCCGCUGGUGCUGCUCCGUCCGACGAUUGUGGGGGCGUCGUGGAAGGAGCCGAUUCCUGGAUGGGUGGAUCAGUUGGCCGCGGCGGGAGCCAUUUUCCUAGCGGGGGGUAUGGGUCUGCUCACGAUUUUACCAGGCGACCCCCGCAGCAUUGCCGACAUUGUGCCCGUGGAUUUCGUGGUGAAUGCAAUCUUGUUGAGUGCGUUCGCCAAGGCCAAAGAACCGACGGGAGCCGCCCCUCUAAUUGUCCACUCGGGGACGUCCGACCCCCGCGAGCAGCCGCUGCGAUGGCGUGUGCCCAUCGGAACUGUGUCGUCGUAUUUUCAGCAAAACCCACCGGAUAAGGGACUUUCUCGGCCGUCGUUUACCAUGUUCCCGAGCCAUCAAUUAUUUCAAAUCAACUGGUUCCUGCGCUAUACGCUGCCGUCGUCGGCAUACUCGACGAUCGCCAACGCCAGCGGCAACGUCCACCACAUGAACCAAGCGUCGCGACUGUGGAAGCUGACGUGGCGCGCGCGGCAGUUGGUCGAAAUCUUCAAACCAUUCACGGAGAACCAGUGGGUAUUUAGUGCCGACGGGCUGCAAACCUUGCGCGCAAUGCCUGAAUACAACUCCACCCACUGGUGCUGCGAUGCCAACGACGUCAUGUGGGAGCGAUAUUUGCUCAACUAUUCGGUGGGGUUGAAGAAGUGGCUGCUGCACGAAGACGUGAUCGACGUCGACAUUGAAGGGGUGCAGCACACCGAGAUGGCGCUGAGUACCGAACGCAUGUUGGCAUGGGACCCUGACCACCAUGCGAUUUCGUUCCCGGGGCUACUGCCAGAUAUGUCGUGGGCGUUUACUUCGAGUCGCAAGCCCGGGUAUACCAAGGCGGGGAUUUGGGGUCGGUUCAUGGGGCUCACGGGCUGGAAGGAGGGCGCUCAUCACGAAGCCACGUACGUGCCGCGGGUGCCGGCAGACCCCCUCUCAGCCAUCAAACAUCAUGUCCUCCACUCGCAAGCAGUGCAAACUGUGAUCGAAAAUGCAGAGAAAGCCGCCCCAAACAAGGAAGUGCGCGCGCUCAUGGAGGCGCAAGUGCUCGAAAUGCUCUCAAAAAUGGCCGCCACAGUCAAUUACAAGUCGGUCCGAGUAGCUGGGUGGCUGCUGCGCAAGGUGUGGCGUCAAAUGUACGACAAGAUCAUCGUGGACGAAGGCGGAUUGGAAACCAUUCGAAACUUGGUCAAAGCAAGGGAAGGGCCGCUGGUGCUCAUUCCGACCCAUCGGUCGUACAUUGAUUUUCUCAUGAUGACGUACCUCUUCUUUGCGUACAACAUCCCCGUGCCACAUAUCUUUGCCGGCGAAGACUUUCUCAACAUGGGUCCCAUGACCCAAGUGUUGCGAGAGGGCGGGGCCUUCUUUGUCCGGCGGUCGUUCAAAGACGACGCGUUGUACACGGCAGUGUUUUCCGAGUACACCCAGUACUUGUUGACAAAGGGCCACACGGUCGAGUUCUUCUUGGAAGGGACGCGAAGUCGCAGUGGCAAGCAGCUGCCGCCCCAAUUUGGCAUGCUUUCGACGGUUGUCAAGUGCUUUGAAGCUGGCCGUGUCGACAACAUUCACAUUGUGCCCGUGACCAUUGACUAUGACAAACCCGUGGAGCUGUCGGUACAUCAAAAGGAACUCCUCGGCGAAGGCAAAGUGAAAGAAUCGGUGGGCGCGUUGCUCAAAUCAUACCAAGUGCUGCGCCAGGACUUUGGCUCCGUGUCCGUUCGCUUUGGGAGUCCCAUCCACCUCAAGCAGUUUGUCGCGACCUACAAAGCUGCUCCUCCCGUGGACGCUAAAACUGGAUCAACCGUGUCUCUGGUCACGGACUUGGCGUACUCUGUCACAGACGCGAUGAUCCAACGUGCAACGUGCACACCUUGUCACUUGGUGGCUACAAUUCUGCUCAUGUUUCGCAACGGAGUGUCCAAAGAGCAAUUGAUUGUACAAACCAACUGGUUGCGAACUGAAAUUGUGGCCCGCGGGGGUCGAGUGUUGGGGUCGCAGGGCCGGACGCCAGCGGCCAUGACGGAACGGGCUUUGACAUUGCUCGGCAACUUGAUCUUUUGGCGUCGGUCCAACUUGGUUGAACCAGCCAUCACCAACAGGGAGCAAUACUCCAACAUGAUUGGGUUGGGGUACUACCGCAACAAGAUAUUGCACUGGUUUUACAAGGAAGGCGUGGUCGCGUGCACAUUUCACGCGUUGAGUACUAACAACAACCAAGGCUCGGCUAUGGCGUCCAGUGGAUGUAAUAAGGACACCUUGCUUCAGCACGCGCUGUUUCUGCAUGAGCUGCUGGCAGUCGAAUUCGUGCGCAAGGAAUAUGUCGACAGUCGCAGCGAGUUGGACGGCGCGCUCACCACGCUGACCCAACGUCGGGUGUUUGCAGUUGAGGGUGCGAACGCAACUCCGACGGUAGUGCUCACAGACGACAGCCAACCAACACUCUCGUUGUUGUGUGCGGUGUUGUGGCCGUUCAUUGACAGCUAUUGGGUCGCGGUCACGAGUUUGCUGGCUAUCAAGGCAGGAGAAGGAAUUCCUCCGAAGGCGCUCGUGAAGCGCAUGCAAUGGCUUGCAGAAACGAUGUACCACGAUCGAAUCAUUGCAUACUACGAGUCGUGUUCGAUGGAAACGCUCACGAAUGCACUGACGAUCUUGACGACGUGGGGGGUGGUUCAAGUUGGCAAUGAAACCAAGGGCCAACUCAAGCACAAGAUCUCAGUGAUUCGGCUGACGGAGCAAUAUCGAACGGGCACGGCAUUGGAGGACUUGGCGUCCAAAAUUGGUGCGUUUCGAAAGUUACCCCUCGGUGGACCCCAGUCGAUGGACCUGGCAGCGCUCGUCACGGAGUUUCCAAGCUUGUCCAAGCUGUAGACUACUUGACAAUUGCAUCGACAGAUAGAAGAUAUGUACACCGAGUUGUAGUACUAACCGUAUCGAAAUAAUACAUCAAACUUUCUCGGGUGUCACGGCACAUCAA
Messenger RNA from Aphanomyces astaci, 3727 nucleotides. RefSeq lists its product as hypothetical. Bases 1 to 3621 code for a protein of 1206 amino acids. Gene Ontology annotation, cellular component: mitochondrial membrane. NCBI's taxonomy places the organism in Eukaryota, Oomycota, Saprolegniomycetes, Saprolegniales, Verrucalvaceae. The transcript has 25 exons. The record is from RefSeq and is a predicted model, not a curated record.